UAUUGACAUUUCCGAUUAUUUUUCGUAUUUUUCGCAUAUUCAUAGUUUUCUUCGUCAAAACAUUAUUUAAAUCCAGCCUUAAUAUGGAUUUGGUGGAUAUGGAUAUAAGGCAGUGGGAUGUAAACGACGUAAAGGAACAAUUUGGUGACAGUUUAACACUAUUACCACCUAACGAUAACAUUAAGGAAUUGCAAACAAUACUACGUGACAAGAACACGACCCGAAGUGACUUUAAAUUUUAUGCUGAUCGUUUGAUACGAUUAGUGAUUGAAGAAAGCCUCAACAAAUUGCCAUUUACUGAUUGUGAAGUAGUGACACCCACUGGAGCACUUUACAAGGGACUAAAGUAUGGUUCAGGAAAUUGUGGAGUCUCAAUUGUGAGAUCUGGGGAAGCUAUGGAACAGGGCUUACGUGAUUGCUGUAGAUCAAUUCGAAUAGGUAAAAUCUUGGUAGAAAGUGAUAAUGAUACUCAUGAAGCUCAUGUUGUUUAUGCCAAGUUUCCAGAGGAUAUAGCUCGAAGACAGGUGCUCCUUAUGUAUCCUAUAAUGUCUACUGGCAACACUGUUAAACAGGCAGUAAACGUCUUAACACAGCACGGUGUGAAAGAAGAACGUAUAAUACUUUCGAAUCUCUUCUGUACGCCUGCAGCAGCUCAAGCAGUGGUCGAUUACGUCCCAAAGAUGAAGAUACUCACCUCCGAAUUGCACCCCGUUGCCCCAAACCAUUUUGGUAUGAAAUACUUUGGAACUGACUGAUAUGAGGACGAAGAGGUAUAAACUUUUUGCGAUUAAUAUGGCGACUAUUGGGCAAAUGUUUUGUGUUUUAAUAAAUAGGGAUUGUUUUCAAUUCUUCAUUGUUUUUGUGAAUUAUUCAGCAGCUCUUAUACUAAUCAAGUGACGUCAUAAGUGAUUUCAUUCCAUUACUAUACGAACCUAUAGGGGUAGAAAAUUACAGAACAAAAUAUUUAACACUCAUGUUUAAUUCAAAUGAAAAAUUCUCAGCGUACUUAAAAUUUAUACGCCAUUGCUUGUUGUUGUCAUUUAGAAAGAAAACAAAACAUUUGCCACAGUGAUAACCUUAUUCGUGUUUAUACCAUCUUAAAUUAGAUUUAGAAAAUAAAAGUUCCUAAUUUUAAGUCACAGUUUGUAUAACUUUCUACUUACUUUUUAGUUUUACUGAUGCAAACAAACAAAAUGGACCUAUAUUAUGAUGUAGUUCAUGUAUUGUUUGUUGCUUUCUAUCGCAAUAUAAUUGCUUGAAUGUUAAUGUCUUGUGGUCAUAAGUAUUUUUGGCUAAGAUCCCAGUAGUUGUCAGGUAUUUAGAUUAUUUCUAAAAUCAUGUCAUUACGAUAAAUAAAGUGUAUAUAUAUAUACUAUGUAUGAAUUUUGUACUAAAAAAAUAAAACACUUCUAAAACAUUAUCUAUUACGUGUCUCAUAUUGUAUUAAGGUGUUCUAACUCUCUUUGAUCACUAACUAUCGCAUUUUGAGAACUAUCUGAUGAUAAUAGAAGAAUGUAAUCAAUAUAAAGUUUCAUAUAUAAAGCUAUUAUAUUGUUAUUUGUCGCUUUAAAGACCUAAUCAAGUAUUGUAAAUAAAUUGUAUACGUAUAAUUAAAUUGUUUGACGGGUCAAUCUAUGGACUGUUUUAUGUAUAAAAUGUAUUAUUCUAAUAAAAUAUAAAAACUAAUGUAUUCAAAUAUAAUUGAGAGUUUGUAUUUAACUCCGAAUAAUGGAGCUAUCUUAAAAAUUUGCUUCCGAUGAAAUGAGAUCUCUGAUAUUAAGAUACCUUCAUUGAAAUAAAAUGUUGGUGUCACUGACUUAGUAUAGAGUGGCUUAUAUAGAUCAAUAUUCCAAAAGGGUUUAAACCACUGUUUCUUAACCUUUUCACCGCCAUAAUCUCUAUGUAAUAGAAUAAUUUUUAUAUUGAAAAUUUAGUCGUUCACUUAAAAAACUUAAAUUAUAUGUUAUGGAAGACAACGUUAAGAUUUUUUUACGAAACAGUUAAUUUCCAAAAGAUAAUGAAAAACGGCGAGUCGAUUUUCGAAUUGCAGCCUGGGACGUGGGGACAGUGGUAUAAACCAAUGUCUCAAAUGUAUACCUACGUAAUGUAUAAAAUAAUUCGUAAGUUAAAGCUUGGGUGGUAACCCUACCUACAGCUAAAGAGGUAUAACUAGAUAAAUUCAAUACCUUUUACUAAUCUAUAUACCACAUUAUAACUAUACCGAAAAUAGUCUAAUGAUCAAUAAUAAUGACAGAAAUAUUUUGAGUUGUGUGUAUUUGAACUUUUCUACGGCUCUUUCUAACAUGAAUUUGUGUUUAGUAGAACAUUACAACUGUAACUAAUAAUAUAUAAGAAAUAUGUUAUGUUAAUUUAAUUUAUAAAUGUAGUUACAUCUUUUUUUUUAAGAAAAUAAAUAUUAAAGUGUAUUAUUA
Pieris rapae (cabbage white) is the source of this 2432-nucleotide messenger RNA. It is a transcript of the gene kri, whose product is annotated as uracil phosphoribosyltransferase homolog. The transcript has 4 exons. The record is from RefSeq and is a predicted model, not a curated record. The coding region runs from base 84 to 755 and encodes 223 amino acids. Lineage: Eukaryota; Metazoa; Arthropoda; Insecta; Lepidoptera; Pieridae.